Messenger RNA from Zeugodacus cucurbitae (melon fly), 2571 nucleotides. RefSeq lists its product as uncharacterized. Bases 443 to 2176 code for a protein of 577 amino acids. The record is from RefSeq and is a predicted model, not a curated record. The transcript has 3 exons. Lineage: Eukaryota; Metazoa; Arthropoda; Insecta; Diptera; Tephritidae.
AAGUGCGCCCGUCUCAUUGAAUCAUUGCUGGUGUGCACGUUGCGGCGAUCGCUCGUUGGAAAUUUCAGUGGCGCGCGUCUCGUGACGAUUGGAAAUUUUACGAAAAACCCGAAAAUAAGUAGUCGAAAUUCGUGCGGUGAAACGUAAACAUUAAAUUGUAUGAAAAUAUUUCGACACCGAAAGUGUGGUGAUUUACUUGUGGAAUCAUGCAAAAGUGCAGUUAUACUUGUUACUGAUUUAUUAGUGUGAAUAUAUAUGUAUGCGAAAUUAUUUGAAAAAUUAUAAAAUAAGUGAAAAAAUAAGAAUUGUAUGCAAACAAGUCAAGGAGUGUAAGAGCAAAGCAUUCAGAAAAAUACUAAAAUAAAUCAAAAAUUCCAAAAUUGAGGUGAAUUAAAAAUAAAUAGUUGUUUCAAAAAUAUAAAAAUAUCAUAAAUCUGAAAUCAUGCGGAAUAUGGGACGCCUAUUUCAGUAUAAUCGCUUUGUCGGUAGUGACGAAGCUGCAGAGGAUAAUACAAAGGAUACACAAACAACCGGUGGCUGGAAAAAUAAUAAGCCACAACAGCAAUUUGGCGCAAAUUGUCCAGCGUACGCUGAAUUAUAUCCGGCUUACGCUUGCAACGCCAGCAGCAUCGAAAUCACAGCAACGCCUGCAGUUGCAACCGCAGCGACAACAACAACAACGGCUGCAACAACGAUGACUAGUCGCAGCAUAGACCUGGCAUUGCGCAAAUAUCAACAAUGGAGCAGCAAGUUUUUGCCAGCCACCAACAACAGCAACAACGGCAACAACACAAUGCCGGUGUUGACAACAGAAGAAAAACACACAACAAUAGCAACAAUGCCGGUUGCAACAAAUGCUGACUGUGUCACUCACUUGUCAACGUCUUCAUCAUCACAAAAAUCCAAUUCGUGCUCACACUCCUGCUCCUACAACACCACCACCAACACUUCGGGCUAUUACAGUCGGCUGACGCUGGUGGGCAAUGUGUCGAUGCAGAUGCCGCAGACGCGCGGUGAGUUGCAACAACAGCAGCACGCCUGGGGUGCUGCGGGCGGAGAUCGAGAGUUGCUCGUUAGUGCGGGCAAAAGACCAAAAGUAUACGAUUGCAUGAAGGACUUUUUGCGUCGGAAACUCUUUCAGCAACGACAUGGGCAACAACAAGAGCAACAGCAGCGAGCAGCGCAAAUGGCAGCAACACUUUGCAAAAGCGACACGGAGGAGGACGUCACCAGUGAUUAUGAUGAGGUUGACAUGUUAGAUUCCUCGUACAACGCCGAUGAGGAGGAUGCCAGUGAUUGCAGCAGUCAGUGUACUUGUCCAUUGGAGAGUGACAUCGAGGAAGUUGUGCCACAACAACAACAAUAUGCAUGCAACGUACAACAACAACAGAAACAAGGGAGUACACCACAAAAAUCGAUUAGUCCGCAAAAAUCGAUGCUCUCGUUGAAUUGCUGGCAAAACAUCACCCAGUACACAGAUUCCACCACAGAACCGGAAGAGGAUGAGGAUGUGGACGGCGGCUGGGACGCGGCGGACGCUGAUUACCAACAUGUCGCUGAAGAUUCGGAUGCUGGCAUCUCCGAUUGCUGUCAGUUGAUCAGCGAAAAAUCGAGCCCGACGAAACAACGCAAACGACAGCAAAAACAAAAGCAACAAAAGCAAAAGUCACGUCACAACCGCAACUCCGACGAUGGCGGCGAGGAGGCCGAAUUGCUCGCCAGCAGUUGGUAUCAACCGCGCAUCACCACCAAAGCCGCGCUUGAGCGCCUCCAGCAGUCGCCACCCGGCAGCUUUCUGCUACGCCGCAAAUCACGCAGCUACGAGCUGUGCCUGCGCGUCGAAACGAAGGUGAAACAUUUCGUCGUCGUGUCGCUGGCGGACAACCAUUACAAGCUGAAAGGCGCCAAGAAGCAAUUUACAUCGUUAAAGGCAUUGGUCACGCAUCAUUCCGUUAUGGCGGAACAAUUGCCGCUGACUUUAGCAUUGCCGCGAGAGUACGCGAGCAAGAGCAACAAGGCGUACGCCGUAAGCGGCAAGUGGGCCGCCAGCGAGGCAUUCGAUGUUGGCGCGCGGACACUGCGGUCCCUGCGUUACGCUGAUGAUUUCGAUACGUAUGAGUCGUUGCAAAUUUUGGGUUUAUUGCAAGAUUGGCAGUGCGAAGCGAAUGAAUACUAAAAGUCGAGCGUACAGAGCAUUCAAAUGGCGCCGACAAGGCGGCGAAAGGGAAGUACGAGAUUCUUAAAGGUGUAAUGCCCUGUCUGGCCGCAAGUAUUAAAGAGUAUUGUGGGUGUAAUGUAAAUAGAAAUUAAAGCUUUUUCGUGUAAUACUCGUGCAGAGUGCUUGUGUUGGUAAUAAUACAGCGUUAAAGAGCAACGAAUUUAAUUAAGUAGAUUUAAGCGUUCGUGUUAUUAAAUUUAUAAGUAGAAACGAAAAUGUUAAUUGAAUACAAAGAUAACUAGCUUAAGAAGAUAUUUAUAUUAAAUAGCAAUUUACAAUAUAUUGUACAUAGAAGUAAGCGAAAUUCGAAAAAAGUUAAAAGAAAUAAAAGAAUAUAAACGUUAUAAUAUCGA